AUGGCCGAGAGAUUUCAACCGUAUCAUGUUCCGCAACAAAGCAGAAGAGAUAAGCUGAGAGUUAUAGCCCAAACCCAACCUGGAUGUGUAGAAAAUGUUCAGGAAACUGCAAAUUUAGUCCCUCUCUACGAUCCAUCCCUUAUGUCCUCAGAUUUGAUCAACUGUGCUAACCUGCACCAUCAACGCCUCAAUCUUGGUACUGCACCUUGCAAGCAGAAUUCAAACAUAGGCACAGUUACUGGUGGCGGUUGUGUUAAAGAAAAGGGCAUGAAUUUGAUGGGUUUUGUGGGGGGAGUGAAUACGAUUAGUACUGCUGCUUCAUCUUCUUCUUCUGCUACAAAUCAUUUGUAUUUGGAUCCACAAUCAUCUGUACAGUUAAGCCCUAGUACUAUUCAAGAUAUUAAUGGCAGCCCAUAUAUCUACACACCCCAAUGCCUCAGAGUUCUUGAUCAGUCAUUUCAUGGUAGUGAAGUGGUGGUGUAUAAACCUGAACCACUGUCAAUAACCCACGAGGCCAACUGUAGUAGUGCAGCAACUUGUCAAGGCUUGUCUCUGUCCUUAUCUUCACAUCACACUCACCAGAGUAAUCUCCCUCUGGAGCUGAAUCUGCAGAGAUAUGACUAUUCAAUUGAUGGUAGUGAGCAAACUGGGAAGAAAUCAAGAUUACUUUCAAUGCUUCACGAGGUUUACAGGAGGUACAAGCACUAUUACCAACAGAUGCUGUCAGUAGUUGCUUCGUUUGAAUCUGUUGCUGGACUCAGCCAUGCAGCGCCAUUCGCAAAUUUGGCUUUAAAAGCCAUGUCCAAACAUUUCAGGUGUUUAAGGAAUGUUAUUACCGAUCAGCUGCAGUUCAUAAAAUCUCAUGGUCCACUAAGUUACGAGAAGGAAGGGGCUCAAUUUGGGAGUUCUGGAGGGGGAAUUCAGAACCAAAGACCAUUUGGAUUCAUUGAUCAACCUGUAUGGCGACCUCAAAGAGGACUUCCAGAGCGAGCUGUUACCGUUCUGCGGGCCUGGUUGUUUGAACAUUUUCUGCACCCUUAUCCGACUGACACGGACAAGAUAAUGUUAGCAAAACAGACAGGUCUCACAAGGAACCAGGUCUCAAACUGGUUUAUAAAUGCAAGAGUAAGGCUUUGGAAACCCAUGGUGGAAGAGAUACACAUGCUUGAAACUCGCCAAACCCAAAAAGCUUCUCAAAGAGAGGAACAAAGUGCCAAUCAGCUAAGUGAUAAUUUGCCUACAAGUUGUCCAGUUGAAGGUGAAAACGCAUCCACCUCGAUACAAAGAAAUGAAAACUUGCCAUCAAAAUUCACUGGGAAUGAUUUAACUGGAACUCCUAUCAGCACCAAGGGGCCGAUGAAUUUUCUAUAUGAUAAUUUGUCACAUCAUGUCGGAAUUGGCAUGAGCAGUGCUGGUGGAAGUGGCGGUGUGUCCUUAACUCUGGGACUCCAUCAGAAUGUAGGUUUCUCAGAAGCCUACCCCUUAAAUGCAGCUCGCCGUUUUGGUCUAGAUGCACAUAGCGAGGGGUAUGUAGAGAGUGGGUUUGCAGCACAAAAUCAACAGUUUGGAAGGGACAUUAUCGGAGGACAACUUUUGCAUGAUUUUGUUGGCUGA
This is a messenger RNA of Fraxinus pennsylvanica, 1614 nucleotides long. NCBI's taxonomy places the organism in Eukaryota, Viridiplantae, Streptophyta, Magnoliopsida, Lamiales, Oleaceae. The record is from the annotation of a GenBank genome assembly.